This is a messenger RNA of Parascedosporium putredinis, 1356 nucleotides long. The record is from the annotation of a GenBank genome assembly. NCBI's taxonomy places the organism in Eukaryota, Fungi, Ascomycota, Sordariomycetes, Microascales, Microascaceae.
AUGGCCAUCGCUUCGCUGCUUACCUCGGAGUGGGCGCCCGUCGCGCUCGUGGGCGCCGUGGUCGCCUACUACCUCGUGCCGUACUUUGUCACCUUUAGCAACCUGAGGGACAUCCCCGCGCCCUUCCCGGCCAAGUUCAGCAACCUGUGGCUCCUCUCCGUCUGCAGGCGCGGUAACCGCUACGAGGUUGUCGACAAAAUGCACAAGAAGUACGGCAAGGUCGUGCGCAUCGCCCCCAACCACAUCUCUGUCGCCGACGCCGGUGCCAUCAACACCAUCUACGGACACGGAAACGGUUUCCUCAAGUCCGACUUCUAUGACACCUUCGUCUCCAUCCGACGAGGUCUCUUCAACACCCGCAACCGAGCGGAGCACAGCCGCAAGAGGAAGCUCGUGUCUCACACCUUUGCCCCCAAGUCCGUCUUGGAGUUCGAGCCCUACAUCAAGAGCAACCUCGAGCUCUUCGUGCAGCAGUGGGACAAGAUUGCCGCUACCCCCAACCCUGAUGGAACCGGUCACUUGGACUGCCUUUCGUGGUUCAACUUCUUGGCCUUCGACAUCAUCGCCGAUCUCGCCUUCGGCAAGUCCUUCGGUAUGCUCGCCACCGGCGCCGACCUCGCCGAGGUCAAGACCCGCCCCGACGCCCCUCCCAUCUACGCGCCCGCCGUCGAAAUCAUGAACCGCCGCGGCGAGGUCUCCGCCACCCUCGGCUGCCUCCCCGGUCUCAAGCCCUACGCCAAGUACCUCCCCGACCCCUUCUUCAGCCAGGGUCUCCAGGCCGUCGAGAACCUCGCCGGCAUCGCCAUCGCCCGUGUCAGCGAGCGUCUCGAGCGCGGCGGAUCCACCGACCGCAAGGAUCUCCUCGCCCGUUUGAUGCAGGGUCGCGACGAGAAGGGCGAGCCCCUCGGCCGCGACGAGCUGACCGCCGAGGCCCUCACCCAGCUCAUCGCCGGCAGCGACACCACGUCCAACUCUUCCUGCGCUCUCUUCUACCACGUUGCCCGUAACCCCGCUGUUUUCCGGAAGCUCCGCGCCGAGAUCGACGAGGUCAUGAGCAAGGACGAGGAGAUCCCCACCUACGAGGCCGAGAUCUGGGGCGACAACGCCGACGACUUCGUUCCCGAACGGUGGGAGACCCUCACCGAGACCCAAAAGAACGCUUUCAUCCCCUUCAGCUACGGUCCCCGUGCCUGCGUCGGCAGGAACCUUGCCGAGAUGCAGAUGAGGCUGAUCGCCGCUACCUGGGUCAGGCGCUAUGACGUCUUGCUGCGACAGGAUAUCAUGGAGACCCGCGAGGGUUUCUUGAGGAAGCCUAUGGGUCUGGAGGUCGGCAUUAGCCGCCGUGCUCUCGCGUAA